This is a messenger RNA of Myxozyma melibiosi, 1762 nucleotides long. RefSeq lists its product as uncharacterized. The transcript has a single exon. The record is from RefSeq and is a predicted model, not a curated record. NCBI's taxonomy places the organism in Eukaryota, Fungi, Ascomycota, Lipomycetes, Lipomycetales, Lipomycetaceae. The coding region runs from base 99 to 1685 and encodes 528 amino acids. Gene Ontology annotation, molecular function: DNA binding.
UCCAGCAUCCAGAUCAAGUCGAGCUCGCAACCACCUCUGCUCGUCCGCCUCCCGCCUUGUCCAGAGCCUCCACCCGCCCGUUCUCUCCUUUUACCGCAAUGGCUGACGCGUCCUUCCUGGUGUCGCCGCUGGCGUUCGCAGACGCCUUCCCGCUCGCCCGCUCUGCUUCCGCCGAAUCAGCCUCGUCGACCUCGUCCUUCGCCUCCAGCGCUCCCACCUCCUUCUUCGCCCUCCACGACGAGCCUCUGCAGCAGCUCCCGCCCUCCUCCCCCACAACCCUCAUCUACUCCUCCCCCACCCACCAGUCCACCCCACGGCGGCACUCCGCCAUGGACGAGGCGCCCUUCUCGCCCUGCGCGCGCCCGCUGCCCUCGACCGCCUCGUCCUCGUCCUCGGCCGCGACCGUCUCCUCCACCUCGUCCUCCCAGAGCACGGCCUCGUCCGCCCAGCGGCCCCCGCGGCGACGCACCCUCACCCACGCAGAGAAACACAUGAUCUGGAAGCACUCGCGCGACCACCCAAACGACUCGCAGAAGAAAAUCGGCAAGGUCUUUGGCGUCGAGCGCUCGACCGUCUCCAAGAUCUGCAAGGCAAUGAACAAGUCCAUGUCCGUCGACUCCUCGCGCUACCUCUCCGCCAGCGACCGCUCCCGCUCCGCCCGUCUACCCUCGGCCGCGCCCUCGUCCGCGGUCUCGGUCAUCGACCAGGUCUCGCAGCAGCCGCGCGUGACUCCGCCCACGGCCGCCUACUACGGCGCCAUGAACCUGGUCGGCAGCAGCAGCAGCAACAGCAGCGGCGCGUCCGCCGACGCCCGCCGCUUCCGCCACAUCGAGUACGCGCUCGCCGACUGGGUGCGCAACCACGCCUCGCUCUACGCGGGCGUGCCCAAGGACGAGGAGCUUGCUAACCAGGCGCUGCGGAUCUCUGCGGCGUUUGCGUCGGCGGGCAAUCUCGGCCAGCUUGCGUCGGACGCGGCCUCAUUCGAGCCUGACGCGGCGUGGAUUCACCACUUCAAGAUGAACAAUGCCGCCUGCUUCUUUUCUCCUUCUCCUUCGCCUAUGCCUGCUCUUCCUUCCUCUGCUGCUGAUGACCGGACAAUGCACACCCGGGCGCGGGCUCGCGCUUACACCACCGCCGUCGCAAACAGCAGUAGUAACAGCAGCAGUAGCAGCCGGCCGAGCAGUAGCUCGCAAGUGUCUGCGAUGUUUGACCAGCAGCGCUCGUCUGCCGAGCUCUCAUACGAAGAGUCCAAGCUCGACGACGAGGACGAGGAGGACAACUACCAGCUGCAGCCCGUGUUCCACAUCGACCUGCCGUCCAACUCGCAGCCGUCAACCACCCUGCUUGACGAGCAGUUCUACAGCAUCCACGACACCCCCGGCGGCAGCUUCACACAGGACGUGUCCGAUCUUUCUCUUCAGUACACUGCCUACUCGACGUCGGUCAACUCGACCUCGUACUCGCCCCAGUCGUCGCCGGAGCUGCUCACCCCUGUCUCGGGCUCGUUUCCUACGCUCGAGCUCCAGGCCGGUCUGAUCCACGACCAGUCGUGCUCGUCAAACGGCUGCAGCUGCUACAAUGGCCAGGACAUGUCUAUGCUCGGAAUCGUCGACUCGGCGCUGUACCCGCACAACCUCGGUGCGGUCGAGUACUUUGGCGUGGAUGAUAUCUACCGCGGACUUUAAAUGCUGUGCCUCUGAUUCCAAUUGUUGUUAAAUAUUUUUUUCUCUUCACACUGCGCGAUGUCUUUUGUAUAGUAAUA